Messenger RNA from Gekko japonicus, 1801 nucleotides. RefSeq names its product glutathione S-transferase-like. Gene Ontology annotation, biological process: glutathione metabolic process; xenobiotic metabolic process. NCBI's taxonomy places the organism in Eukaryota, Metazoa, Chordata, Lepidosauria, Squamata, Gekkonidae. The transcript has 7 exons. The record is from RefSeq and is a predicted model, not a curated record. Bases 65 to 730 code for a protein of 221 amino acids. Gene Ontology annotation, molecular function: glutathione transferase activity.
CUUUUUGCCACAGAAGAACUUCUACGUAUCCAGGAAUUUCAGAGGAACCCAAGAGUUUAUAGCCAUGGCCAGUAAACCCAGACUCCAUUACUUCAAAGGAAGAGGCCGCAUGGAGAGCAUUCGGUGGUUAUUGGCAGCAGCUGGGGUUGAGUAUGAAGAAGAAUUCAUUAAAGUAAAGGAAGACCUAGAAAAGUUAAAGAAAGAUGGAUCCCUGCUGUUUCAGCAAGUGCCCAUGGUGGAAAUCGAUGGCAUGAAAAUGGUGCAGUCCCGAGCGAUCCUCAACUACAUUGCAGCAAAACACAAACUCUGUGGGAAAGACCUCAAGGAGAAUGCAUUAAUGGAUAUGUACAUUGAAAGUAUUAUGGAUCUGGGUGAAAUGAUCAUGCACCUACCUUUCAAGCCAGCAGAUGCAAAAGAAAAAGAGCUUGCACUGAUCAUCGAAAGGGCCACCACCAGAUACUUUCCAGUCUUUGAAAAGGCCCUCAAAGAUCAUGGUCAGGAUUAUCUUGUCGGAAACAGGUUCAGCAGAGCAGAUGUUCAAUUGCUUGAAGUUAUUUUAAUGGCAGAAGAGCUCAAGCCUGAUGUUCUGUCAAAGUUCCCUCUUUUAAAGACUUAUAAAGAAAGAAUAAGCAACAUCCCUACAAUCAAGAAAUUCCUGCAGCCUGGUAGUGCGAGAAAACCACCAAUAACUGAAAAAGAGCUUGCAGAAGCCAUGAAGAUAUUCCACUGAAUCAGGAUCAUGGCUAAUGUAACUGCAAGCAACAUGCUACAGUUGGGCCACUCUUCAAAUAAUUUCAAGAGGCCAACAAUGUACGGGUGCCGCUUCCAGAGGAAUGACAAUGUGAAGUUUAACGUUCAACAAAACAGGACAAUUUUUGCAGUAGAAAUGGUGUCAAUCACAUGCCAUUACACUCAAACACAAUGAAACAUUCUGUUGUGUUGGUACUUAGCUAUGUGAUUUGCUUGAAUUGUGGGUAACAUGUUUGAGCUGGCAUAACCACAUUGACAGACACUUCUUCCCAGUGGUAACUUGCAUGAAUUUGAUGGGCAAAAAACAGAUACCUAUUAGCAUGGUCAGAGUAAGUCAUUGGCAGACCAAAUCAAAGUCUUCCAGUGGACAGCUGACAGGCUCGGCAGAGGGCACAGAUUUGGCUUUGCAGAGAGACCUAAGGGGCGGGCUGCUAUCUGGAACCAGUUCUUAUAAUCAGAAUGCCUGGGUAUAACAUACAGAUACCAGACUGAAAGAGAAGAAAGCAUCGUGGAGCACCUUAAAUACACACACAUAUGUAAAAACACACACACAUAUACACAAAUGUAGAGGGAAAAAUUUGAAACACGGUGCCAAAAGUCCAUGGAAUACAAGAGCAGUCUUCUUGUUCUUGUACUUUGCAUAUUUUAUAGGCUUUUAGCCCCACUUAUGUGCUCUGUACCCAUGUGUAGGUGUGUACAUAUAAAUCUGUAAACUCAACAUAAAAACCCAUGCAUCUGCGAAAUGGAGCUUUAAUCUAUACAAGCUCAGGCUGGUACAAACUAGUUUAUCUUUAAGGGCGUCCCAAGACUCCCUUUUUGUUUUGGCAGCCACAGAUUUGAUUACUCCCUUGGAACGUGAGCUGGCUCUAAUUUUUUAACCAUCUCAACAUUACCAUAGCAGAGAAUUCCCUCCCGCUCCCCCCUCAUGGCUCGGUGAAGAGACUACUGAGCUUCUUUGUAGGCAAAGCAGGGAAUGCUGACUUGAUUCAUUAAGAAGCAGGAAUUAUACUUUCUGCUAGUAGGAUAGAUCCAUAGAAUCCCCAAAGAAAGG